AUGAACGCGGAUCUGGCGACCAACGCGCAGCUUGUGCCCGAGGCAAGAACCAUGCCGCCGAUGCAAAAGCCGAAGACCCUCAAUGAGUUGGGUCACAUUGUGUAUCAGUACUUGGCGAAGCAUACAAAGGGUGGCCCCAUGUCUUGGCGGGCUAUGGUUUCUGUCUGCGACCGCAUGCCAUUAGUCAUGAACCUCAUCACCAACCAUCUACUUGCUAUGGAUGAAGGUGACCCUAUGAAAGUUGCCGAGUGGAGCUGCAACUUCGAACUCGACACCUUCGAUAAAUCAGUUUCAAAGGAAGUCUGGCGCGAAGAGAUGCACCAGAAAAUAGGCGAAUUCUGCAGCCAACGAAAAGGCAACGAGCCGGGAAACGAUGUACUCAGGGACAAAUACGGCCUACCAUUUAUAUAUUACCCCCCACGGCCAAAAAGACCAGAGGAUGUCAAGUGGCUUUUGGCGCGUCGAAAGCGGGUCUACCGCUGCCAGGAAGUUGAGUGCGCGCUUUCACUCAUCACGUACACUGAAAAAGGUCUUCAACAACAUAUGAACAAGGAGCAUACAAAGCCGAGAGAAGGUCCUGUUGAAUCUGCUCAACAGAACCUCUCUUUGGCCGUCGGAGCAGAGCUUCAUGGCGGGGAACUGACUACCGGAGCUGCUACAAAUCUGGUGAUGCCUUCUUCAAAUGCGUCAGGCCCCUCAGUUCCAUACACCGUCGCACAGAACGGCACCGAUGUUGACAUAGGGCAUCGUUCUGGUCUCUCUACCAAUCCGGUAAAGCGGAAGCAGCCACAACAGAUAACAAGUCGGGGUGUUCGCGACGGGCGAAUCAGUCGUCCCUCAGCGAUAAACAGACGCCCUCUGCGAGAGAUACGUGCCAAAUCAUCCUCUAAAGAAUUUGAAGGAUAG
Messenger RNA from Fusarium musae, 906 nucleotides. RefSeq lists its product as uncharacterized. NCBI's taxonomy places the organism in Eukaryota, Fungi, Ascomycota, Sordariomycetes, Hypocreales, Nectriaceae. The record is from RefSeq and is a predicted model, not a curated record. Bases 1 to 906 code for a protein of 301 amino acids. The transcript is spliced from 3 exons.